Molecule: messenger RNA, 223 nt
Organism: Acanthoscelides obtectus
Lineage: Eukaryota; Metazoa; Arthropoda; Insecta; Coleoptera; Chrysomelidae
Source: the annotation of a GenBank genome assembly
GUUGUGAUUGUCCGUACGUGGUAGACGGUUUCUGACUGUCGAACGCGGAGGUACCACCCGGCGGAUCUCGUAGGCCUGUGGUAGAUGGUCUCUGACUGUCGAACGCGGAAGUACCACCCGGCGGUUCUCGUAGGCGGAGGCAGAAUGUGUGCAUUUCCCAUGUAUCCCCCUAUAGCCCCAAGGUACCCAAUGGGCUUAGGCCUUAGGCCUUCGUGGUAGUUGG